This is a messenger RNA of Antechinus flavipes (yellow-footed antechinus), 4053 nucleotides long. RefSeq names its product integrin subunit beta 2 (gene ITGB2). Gene Ontology annotation, molecular function: amyloid-beta binding; integrin binding. Gene Ontology annotation, cellular component: integrin complex; cell surface; focal adhesion. The record is from RefSeq and is a predicted model, not a curated record. NCBI's taxonomy places the organism in Eukaryota, Metazoa, Chordata, Mammalia, Dasyuromorphia, Dasyuridae. Gene Ontology annotation, biological process: integrin-mediated signaling pathway; cell-matrix adhesion; cell adhesion mediated by integrin. The transcript is spliced from 16 exons. Bases 491 to 2803 code for a protein of 770 amino acids.
GCCACAGGGGGAGCUUAAGAAGGCAAGUGGCUAAAAAAAGCUGCGAGGCAGCGAGCAGGAGGCAGCCAUGGAGACAGAGGCCCUGGGGCACUUGCGGAGAAGCCGCGGCGGGCUGCCCAGCUGCAGGAACCCCGGGGACGGACACUGCGCCGGCUCGGAAGGCAAUCGUGCCUUCGAGGGGCUUCCGGUCUACACAGGGCAGAGAGUGGGGGAAAUCUGGAAAAAGUCGGGACUAAAGGGGGGGAUCCGGAAGUGGGGGCGGGAGCGAAGCCUAUCUGGAGAGAGAAGUACAAGAAGCCCGGAAAGGGAGGAAGGGCCAGGCUAUAAAGGCCAAAGGGCUCUGUCACUGAUCGGGGAGGUCACAGGGAGCCACUGAAGCUCAGUGAGCAGGGGCUGACGCCAGACCUGCGCUGCCCGGCUAAAGGGAAGGCUGACUGGGGGGGAGACCGGAGGCAGGAAGAUCCCGGCACUGUAGUCCGGUCAUCAGGCGAUGCUUGGCUGUAGCCUCCUGCUCCUCGCCCUGCUGGGGCUGCUGGGAGCCCUGCCAGCCCUUUCCCAGGAAUGUCCCAAGUACAAGGUCAGCACCUGCCAAGAGUGCAUCCGCCUGGGGCCGGGCUGCGCCUGGUGCAAGAAGCUGAACUUUGCCGAGAGAGGCGAGUCCGACUCCAUUCGCUGCGACACCCGACAGCAGCUCCUACAGCGCGGCUGCCAGGAGCGCGAUAUCGUGGCCCCGCGCAGCGCCGUCAACCUUGGGACCGACCCGCCCGGCCCCCCCACGCCCCAGCUGACGCCUCAGAACGUCCAGCUCCGUCUGCGGCCAGGUCAGGCCGCAGCGUUCAACCUGACCUUUCGGCGUGCCAAGGGCUACCCCAUCGACCUCUACUACCUCAUGGAUCUGUCCUACUCCAUGUAUGACGACCUGAUCAACGUGAAGAAGCUGGGGGGCGACCUGCUGAAGGCACUGAACGAGAUCACCGAGUCCGGCCGCAUAGGCUUCGGCUCCUUUGUGGACAAGACAGUGCUGCCCUUUGUCAACACGCACCCUGAGAAGCUGAAGCACCCCUGCCCAACCAAGGACACCCAGUGCCAGCCCCCCUUCGCCUUCAAGCACGUGCUGAAGCUCACUGACAACUCCAACCAGUUUCAGACCGAGGUUGGAAAGCAGCUCAUCUCUGGGAACCUGGACGCGCCCGAGGGGGGCCUGGAUGCCAUGAUGCAGGUGGCCGUUUGUCAGGAUGACAUUGGCUGGCGCAACGUGACGCGGCUGCUGGUCUACGCCACGGACGACGGCUUCCAUUUUGCGGGAGAUGGGAAACUGGGGGCCAUCCUCACGCCCAAUGAUGGUCACUGUCACCUGAAGAACAACCUCUAUGAGGACAGCAACAAGUUCGACUAUCCCUCAGUGGGGCAGCUGGCACAGAAACUGGCAGAAAACAACAUCCAGCCCAUCUUUGCUGUGACUAAAAAAAUGGUCUCCACGUAUGAAAAACUCACGGAGAUCAUCCCCAAGUCAGCCGUUGGGGAGCUGUCCGACGAUUCCAGUAACGUGGUCCAGCUGAUUAAGAACGCUUACAACAAACUGUCCUCGAGGGUCUUUGUGGACCACAGCAUCAUCCCUGACACUCUGAGGAUCACCUACGACUCCUUCUGCACCAACGGCCAGUCGAGCGUGGACCAGCCCCGAGGGGACUGUGACGGGGUCCAGAUCAACGUGCCGAUCACCUUCCAGGUGAAGGUGACGGCCACCGAGUGCAUCAAGGAGCACACCUUCAGCAUCCGGCCCCUGGGCUUCACAGACACGGUCACUGUGCAGGUGCUCCCGCUCUGCGAGUGCGACUGCGAAGGGGAGAGGCUCAACAGGGAGCACUGCGGGGACAAGGGCUUCGUGGAGUGCGGGAUAUGCAGAUGUGACCCCGGCCACACCGGCAAGACCUGCGAGUGCCAGACCCAGGGCAAGAGCAACCAGGAGCUGGAGGGCAGCUGCCGCAAGGACAACAGCUCGGUGCUCUGCUCGGGCCUGGGGGACUGCGUGUGCGGCACCUGCACCUGCUACGUCAGCGACAUCCCCAAGAAGCUCAUCUACGGCAAGUUCUGCGAGUGCGACAACGUCAACUGUGAGCGCUACGAGGGCCAGGUCUGCGGGGGCAGAGAUCGGGGCUUCUGUGACUGCGGCGUGUGCAAGUGCGAGCCCGGCUUCGAGGGCACCGCCUGCCAGUGCGAGAAGUCCACCAGGGGCUGCCUGAACAUCCACAACUCCGAGUGCAGCGGCCGGGGCAAGUGCGAGUGCAACGUCUGCAAGUGCGACCCGGGCUACCAGCGCCCGCUGUGCCAGGACUGCCCGGGCUGCCCAUCCCCCUGUAACCUCUAUGUCUCGUGUGCCGAGUGCAUGAAGUUCCAGACCGGCCCCUUCGCCAAGAACUGCAGCGUGGCCUGUCCCGGCGUGACUCGGGCCCUGUCCCCGAUCCAGGGCAGACCCUGCAAGGAGCGCGCCUCCAACGGCUGCUGGCUGACCUACGUCAUGCAGCAGAUGGACGGGCACCACAAGUACCUCAUCUACGUGGAUGACGAGCAAGAGUGCGUGGCGGGGCCCAACAUCGCUGCCAUCGUGGGGGGCACCGUGGUCGGGGUGGUGCUCAUCGGGCUGCUGCUGCUGGCCAUCUGGAAGGUCCUGACGCACUUCAGCGACCUCCGGGAGUACAAGCGGUUCGAGAAGGAGAAGCUCAAGUCCCAGUGGAACAAUGACAACCCCCUUUUCAAGAGCGCCACGACGACUGUGAUGAACCCCAAGUUUGCAGAGAACUAGGGGGCUGCCAGUCCCGCCAAAAAGCUGCAGAGAGCUCCGGACCCUGGGCUGGGGCGUGGCGGCCCCCUGCCUCCCGAGCCCCGGAGCUAGCCUUGACCCUCGCGAUUCCGGCCCGUCUCCAGCCCCCGUCUCCAGCCCCCGUCUCCAACCCUAUCUUCUGUCCUGUCUUUGGCCCGUCUCCAGCCCCCGUCUCCAGCCCCCGUCUCCAACCCUAUCUUCUGUCCUGUCUUUGGCCCGUCUCCAGCCCCUGUCUCCAGCCCCCGGCUCCAGCCCUAUCUUCUGUCCUGUCUUUGGCCCGUCUCCAGCCCCCGUCUCCAGCCCGUCUCUGGCCCGUCUGUGGGCCGGACACCAGAUGUCCACGCUCCUCCUGCUUGGUCCCUCUGCCCGCCAAACCCGCUCCAAAGUGAGUUGGGAGGGGCUUCCUCCCCCAGAUUCCACUUGGCGCCUGCUCCCAACACUGAGCGGGAUCUAGGCCAUUGGGAGAGCGGAAAACCUGUGGCAGAGCCACCCGGAAAGCCCAGGUGAUGCUGACAACGGGUGGACGUAGACGGACGGACCGAUGAGUGGGGGGAAGGAGGGAUGGCGGGGCAUCCGCUCACUAGUCCCCCUGUUGCCCAGCCUCCUGGGCCGUUCCUCCCCUUGGCCCCUGCUGCCCUUUUGCAGGUUGGGGCGGGAAUGCCUCGGGCCUCCUCGGGCACCAAGGCCACAGUGCAGCGGGUGCCAGGAUCCAUCCCCUGCCCCAGACAAAGCAGGAACCAGCAAAUACGCGCACAGCCCCAGUCAACUUCACCGUGCUUCUGUUUGUGAAAACACUUUUAUUAAAAUACCGACAGGUGGAUAAGCCUCACUUCUUACAGCCCCCCCCCCCCGCCCCCAUGAGCCUUUGAGAGCAAAGCUCCAUCCUGCCAACCGCCGGCUGACAGGGCAGCUGGAGCACGCCUGGGCCCCUCAGACGCCCCUUCCCACCCACAGCUGCCCCCUUUUUUUAAAAAAAUUAUAGCUUUUAUUUACAAGUUACAUGCCUGGGUAAUUUUUCAGCAUUGACAGUUGCCAAACCUUUUGUUCCAAUUUUUCCCCUCCUUCCCCCCCUCCCCCAAAUGGCAGGUUGACCAAUACAUGUUAAAUAUGUUAAAGUGUAAGUUAAAUACAACAUAAGUCCAAACAGUUAUUUUGCCGGACAAAAAGAACCAGACUCUGAAAUAGUGAAUGAUCAGCCUGAGAAGGAAAUAAAAAAUGCAGACGCACAAAAA